UUACAUUUUAAAAAUAUUCCAUUGGUGGUUAAAGUUAUCUCCGAAUCGAUUGGGUCUUUUAUGAUCAGCAAUAAUAAUCCCCUAUUAUCUGGGAUAAUUGAUGUUAUGAAUUUACAUCCUGAUCUAAUUGAAUGA
Messenger RNA from Entrophospora sp. SA101, 135 nucleotides. The record is from the annotation of a GenBank genome assembly. NCBI's taxonomy places the organism in Eukaryota, Fungi, Glomeromycota, Glomeromycetes, Entrophosporales, Entrophosporaceae.